Molecule: messenger RNA, 2766 nt
Organism: Jaminaea rosea
Lineage: Eukaryota; Fungi; Basidiomycota; Exobasidiomycetes; Microstromatales
Exons: 3
Molecular function (GO): phosphatidylinositol binding
Source: RefSeq, a predicted model, not a curated record
GAUCCGAAUAGAUUGACGCCAUUACGCGCUCACUACCUCAAGAAGCAGCUGGUCAAGCUACAGGUCGAAAGAGAGGUCCAGCAACUCAAUCAAAAGGAUGCUCUCUCAACCUUUGGCCCGCCUUUCAAGCCAUCACCCGCAGCACGUCGAGCGGAUUUGCCACUGUCCCGCUUCAUCUUCCACCACUUUGUCCUCACCUUUCCCUUCCUCCGGUCGGCCCCUUCCAACUUUUUCUCAGAUAAAGUCCAAGUCUUCAUGGACAUGUUUCUCGAGCGUAACAUCUCGGGCACGGACGAUCGGGAGGAGGAGACGAAGAGGAGGAAGAUUACACAGAAGUUGGAACGCAGUAUCACACUGCUCAUUGCGGCGGCUAUCCGUGUUGGCGGCGAGGAAGUUGUACGCAUUUCGGACGAGGAUAGGGAAAGGGCAGCAGCUGCGCAGGCUAGGGUCAAGGCGGCUUUGGCUGGGAAGCCAUUCGAGCGCGAUGACGCUACUUUUGACGUCAAUGUCAUUGGUGUCAGGACGCGCACCACAAAGGGUCGACUGCGCCACCGCCACCAUGAGGAGUUCAUCAUUCGUACAAGACGACAGGGCCAGCCAGACGUCCAUGUGAGCAGGCGAUACGGCGACUUUCAGCGCUUGGCCGACACUUUGCGGGUCGAGUAUCCAGACGAGGAUAUCAGUCGUCCGCCUGCCAAGGAUCGCAGCCAAACAGAUGCGGUACCGCCGAGUCCUACAAUGAGCGAGCCAACAGCAGACUCUGUACGCUCUUCCAUCGACGGCCAAAUGGAAGGCCUACAUCUCGACCCUUCGUCCAGCGUCAGCAGCAGUCGACGCUCAUCAGGCGCCCCUUCAGCUCCUCCACCCGCCCAACUCGCCCGCGAAAAGAAUCGACUCACUCUACGCGCCUACCUCCGCACCCUCCUCGCCAUCCCGCCUGUAGCGGACAGCCCCGUCCUUGCCGACUUCCUCCUGGGCGAGCCUGUCCACCUCACUCCGGCCGAAGAAGCAGACUGUCGCUCGCGCGAGGCAUUGGACGCUGUACGCGCCGACGAGACGACCCGAUUCAACGACGAAGCCUCAAAGCGCGUGGCCUCCCUCAAGAGCCACUUGGCGACGUUCAAGGCCGACCUGGUCCAGCGGGAUGGGCUCAGCCGGGUCUUCGGGACCAUCAAGUCCACACCAAGCAUCGAAGACUUGCCAGAGAGCUAUCGUGCCUUGCUAGCAUGGGCGCGGAUAUCAGCGGCCUCGACCCUCUUCCACUUAUUCAUGGGGAGCGACACCAGCUCGGACCUCUUUUCUCAACUCAAGCGUAUACAUGGGCUGAUGCCCUACUUCAUGAUGCGACAGAUCCUCCGCAUUUCCAACCCUGUCACCAUGAUCCGCGGAGUCAUCGACCUCUUCCUCGCCCAGCCAUUCGGGCAGCGUUCAUUGUUGCAGCGCAUGUUCUCCAGCUCAUUGCAGGAGGAGGCGCGCGACUUGCAGGAGAUGGUGAACGCGGUGCGUGCAAAAGUGGAGGACGAGGUCUUGUGCGAAAAGGUGCGACUAUUCGUCUAUGCUCCACCGGACGUGCAGCAGGUGUAUCGCGAUGACGCGCAAAAGGAGAAUGUGGACCUUCUCACCACCAUCCUCCGCUCCCCUGAGGAACCACGUCUGGGCCGGCAGCAGAUCCAUCGCGUCAUUCGUGCUUCGCGCGCCUACGAGGUCUACAAACGACAUCGCGCCUCCCUCAAGAAUCCCGAGCUAGAUGAUGAAGGGCCCCAGAACGAUGACGCCUGGCUGUACGAGGACCUGCAUGUCCUACUGCGCCUGUCAACGCGACUGCGCGAUAAGGAACAACUUCUCUCACUCAUUUUUGAAGGCGUCACAGCUGACCUCUUAAAGGAUAUGGUGACCAUCUUCUACUCUCCGUUGGCAACCGUAUACAAGGCGGCGAACAUUGCCGAUUCACUGUACGACUUGCAGGUCUUCAUCAAUGACUUGAUCAAGACUGUGGAGGCGACGGAAGAGAUGAGCUACACGGAGCCUCAGCGUACCGUGCAGGUCUUCAUCGAUCUGGUCGCGCGGCACGAGGGCAAGUUCUACGGAUUCGUGCACCAGGUCCACUCUAAAGGCGCCGGAUUAUUCGACGGGUUGAUGCACUGGAUUGAGUUGUUCCUGAAUUUCGUCAGAGCGCCAGACGGGGAUGAGAUGGAUGGGAGGCAGAGGCAAGGCUUGGGACAGCUGGACUUGGAGGUGUGCCUACCCGCGGGUGGAGCAGAUCGAGCUGCCGCUUUGGCAGAGAUAGAUGCUCUGGUGGUGCACGCAUAUCGACUCAAGCUGCUGCGCGAGAUGAAGCUUCGGAGGCGUAUCGCAGAUCGAGAGGUACGAGGCGCAGCACAGAGCGCUGACGGUAGUACUACUGGGCUCAUGGGUGGGCAAGGGGUAGAAGAAGAUGACGAGAAUGCCUUCUUUGCUACAAUGGUUGAUAACCUGGGCUUCGGCAAGGGCUUCGAAAGUGAAGUGGCCGACGCUGAGGCGGAGGGAGACGAGGAUGACGAAGAAGACACGGAUGAUGAGGAUGAGGACGAUACGGAGGACGAAGCGGGCAAACACGCCUCGCGAAAGGCGGGAAUCAUCUCGGACGACGAGAAGCGCCAGCGUCGCUUGCAAGAGAGGAGGAGGCGCAGACGCGCAGCCGCUAAGCCUCGUCCGCCCACAUUGCGCGUCAUUCCUGAAAUGGUGCCUCUAUUCGUGGAGAUGCUGCGCCCGAUGCUCCGGCCGGCA